Molecule: messenger RNA, 4910 nt
Organism: Schistocerca serialis cubense
Lineage: Eukaryota; Metazoa; Arthropoda; Insecta; Orthoptera; Acrididae
Gene: klar
Exons: 22
Coding region: 286-4476 (1396 amino acids)
Source: RefSeq, a predicted model, not a curated record
GCAGUCAGGAGUUUGGUAAUUGCAGUUUACGUGAAAGGAUGGCUUAAGAGCGUUUGUACGCGGAGUGCCAAGCUUUUGGUCGCCUGUUGUUAAAGCCGAUGGGCAGUUGCUGGUGACACACUCCUUACAUUUGUGUGGGAGUCUGAAGAGAACUCUGAAGACUCGGACCAAAACGCCAGACCCAGCAAAACAAAUGGUCGCCGCAGCCGUCAUCGGAACCACCGCCAUGUUGAACGAGUAGCGGCGCGGCGCUGUCGUUCCGACACUGCCAUAACAACUAGCAAGAUGCCCACAGGAUUUGAAAACUCUGCACUGAAGAUGAGCUUCUCCCUUUCUUCACUGCAGCCCUCUAGUGGUAAUCUAGAAGGCACAGAGCAUGUGAAGAUGAGGGCAGAAAGACCCUAUAACAGCCUAACAAAGAAAUCUAGAAGAGAUCCUGAGCAAGAAUCGUGGAGGCACUCCUGGGGAAGUCGUGAAGUAAACAAAGAUGAAUUCUGGGCAGCUUUACAACACAACUAUGACUACAUUAUGGACAACAACCUCAUUGACAGUUGUAAAGAGGCAAGUGGAGAGCUUUCAUGGGACGACCAGGAUGUGGCACCUGCUUUGACAUGGAGUUUCAAUGAGUUUAUAAAUCAGUUCUCUGAAAUCUAUUCUUGGCUUAAUAGUAUUCAAGAGGCUGUUUAUGGCAAGGAAGACAGUGUUAUGGAUCAGAAUCUCAGAACUAGUCAUUUGGAAGAGAUGCGACGCAAUUGUUACCGCCGUAAAGUGUUCAAUGACCAAGCACGGAAACUACUUUCAAGGUAUCCUGAUGUGAGAGAUGAAGUAUCGUGGAGAGUUGCUCAUUUGAAUACUAAAUGGGACAUGUUGGAACAGGCUAUUUCUCCAUGCAAAAACAAAUCUGAUAAAAUGGAUCAAUAUGCAAGUGUGGAACAUGAGGUAAAGUGCUUGCGUAAGUGGGUUCGAGAAAUGGAAGGUCAUUUGGAACCGCUUGACUUCAGAGUUGUACAAAGGUGGUCCCACCUAGAAAUUGAAGAGAAGGCACGCCAGCUGUCGGUGCUGCUUCGAGGCAUAAAGUCGCACGGAAAGAUAGUGACAUCUGUAGUGCGGUUGUGUGAGAAAGCGGCUGCGGCUGCAGCGGCGACGUCUGCGGCUAGCGACGACGAGGGUGGAGCCUCGAGCGGGACAGCGGCGUGUGGGAGGACAGGAAGGUCGCGGUCGGCGGGCAGCGCGUGGCGCGUCGCGCGCACCCUCGAGCGCCGCUGGCACCACCUCUACCUGCGCGCGCUCGAGUGGCAGUGCCACGUCGAGGAGCUGCUCAACAGCCGCAACCCGAGCCCAAGUGGGGUGUCUUCAGAGAGUGACGAAGAACCUGUUAGUAAACAUCCACGUCUUACAGGAGCUGGUGAUACUUCAGAUGAGGGUUCAUAUUUUGAGGAUGACUUGGAGGAGCUGUGUGUGAUGGAAUCAAAUGCAGAUAAAUGUGAAAACCUUCAGCCAAAUCCUGCCCAUCCUCGAAACACUGAAUCUGAUUUUAACAUGGUGGGUGCAAGCGGCAGUGUAUGCAGGCCAACUAGUCUUCCCAGAGAUGGCUUUGCAACUAGUGAAGAUUGCAGUAAUUUCAACAGGUCAAAUUGGUUGGCUAACAACAUUGGAACUUUUUACUUCAAACAUAUGGACACUGACUCUGAUCAGGACAAGGAAAAGAUUAAGAGUGAUGUGAGUCCUGGAAUAUCAAGGAUCUCAAUUAAUGAUGCCAAGUCUCAGGAAGAGUCUUCAGAAGAUGAUGAGUGGACAUACACACCAGGCAGCAUUCCAUCAAGGCAGCGUAAUCGUAAGAGUGACUGCUCAAGUAAUAUGUCAGAAGUGACUGUCCGUAAGAGCUCUGCAGCAGUGAAGUUAGAUUUUGGUAGCAGCUCAUCUGAAGGAACUUCAAGUAGUGGGAAAAAAAAUUUAGAACCUUCAGCAGAAGAGACAAAGAACACUGAACUGUCAACCUCCCCUCUGAGGAGGAAAAGCAAAGAGCAGCUUGUAAAGAGAGCACUAGGCAGAAUUGAACCUGAAAAGCUUCAGAGUGAUAAGAAAACAUCUGGUAAACCCAUGCAUACACCAAGAGUUUUUGAACCACUUCUUUUGGACCCAUUCUCUGAUCCACUUGUAAGAGCACAAGCAAAGAGUGCACGUACCAAAGAAUGGCUGAGACUACAUGCCCAGGGCCUGGUCACAGAUAAAAUGCAGCUCAUGGACAGUUGUGAUGCUAGUGGAGAAUACACAACAGGUGAUUCUGAAGCUGAAAAGGAGUCUGUAUCAUCCGAAGAUCAGAAUGGAAGUGUGUCAACAUGUCGAAAAGGUAGUUCACUUCCAGGUUGUGAAUCAAGAUCAGUGUCAACAGAUGUACUGUUGGAUCCAGAAACAACACCUGUAGCAGAAAAAGCUCCUGCCCUCCCUUCUUUGUCUCCAGAGCAAAGUGGUACAAAGGUUGUCAUGCGUACAAAACGACGUCAGAAUCAUGGAGAACGCCCGUGGAGUGUAUCGGGCAUAACACAGUUGGCAAAAACUGCAGCACAGUCUGGGAAAAAUGAACCUCUUGCACAGUUCUCAAUAUCGGAAAGUGCUAUAAACAAAAUGGCUACAACUCCACCUGCUGCAAAAGUCGGCUCAAAUGGUGCGGUGCAUGGAAAUCUCUCAUCAUCUACAAUAGAUGAAGUGUCUGUAAAGGCUGCAGAAGGAUCUGGUUCGAGAACAAGUUCUCUUCGCAGACGGAGAAUGAGGCUCCGCAGGAGGACAGGGGGGCGUAAAAGUGAAUCUGGAUCAGAUAGCCUGAGUACAACACAGAGACCUAUCAGCCGAAUGUUUGGUAGCUCACUCUUAGUGAAGUCAGGGUCUUUCUCUGGAGUUGGUUCUAGAUCAGCAGUUGGUUCAACAGAACGCAAUACUGCAAGUGAUCCAUCUACCUUAGCGCAUGCAGGAAAUUCCACUAGUGCUAGUGGAACAGAGGAUGACUCCCGGCUACAGCUGCCAGUUUUUAGGUUGGGUCCUCUGACACUGCCAGCUGACAGUGAUAUUGACCGCGGUAGUGUGCAGGGUACUGAGGAGCAGCUCAGUUCCUUUUCUGAGCAAGCAUGGGAUAAUUAUCAGGAAAAGUAUUUGAGUGAGCCGUAUAGUGAAGAACCUGCUGACCCAGAAACAGCACGACGUUUGUUAGAAUUUGGAGAUGAUUAUCGCAAUUUCUUAGACAGUCAGUCAGACUGCAGCUUGAGCAGAAGUGCCAGUAAUGGUACUUCAUCUCUGAGACAUCGUAGGCCUCCUGGACCCGCUGGUGACAGCUCUGUGUUUGACAGUGAUUCAGACUUAGAGGACUUCAAUCAUGCUAUUUACCUUUCUCAGGCUCAGUUAGAAUACGUUGAAAUGGUUAUCAGUGAACAUAUGAGCAAGCAUGCAGAUUUGGUUCUUGCCCCUAGUUUGGCCCAUAUAGUGUCGACGUGCUCAGAAAAUAUAAGUGCUUUGAGUGUUGUUUUGGAGAAGGAACAUGGAAUUCUCCCAGAGAAGAGGCUAAAAGAACUGAGAGGCUGGCUGGAUCGCUGGCAGCAACUGUACAGCACUGCAGAAGAGCUGCAGAGAGUGCGCUGCUUGCAGCGCGAGAUGGUCACCAUGCGCGAGGAGAUGAUGGAUCUCGCCAACAGGGUGACCAAUAUUUCCAGCGAGCUCAAGGACAGAAGUCAGCUCGAUGGUGUCAUCCAAAAGGUCAAGGUGGAACUGACGUCCUUGCUGGAUCGCAAGGCGGAUCUGCUGCGCUUCAAUGUGGCGGUGCACCGCUACCACACAGACACCGGACACCCGGCUAGGCUGCUCAAGGACGACGUGGCCGAACUCUACCGCGUCUGGGACGACAUCGUGCAGAGGGUUACUCAACAACUGGCAGUAUUGCAACGAGCUGCACAGACGUGGCAACAGUUUGACACAAACAUGACAGAACUGCAAGGUCUACUGUGCAAUGAUCGAAUGACAUUACAUAUGCUGGAUGCAGCUCUUCGUGGAGGCCAGCUGCAGCCUGAGGUGGCUCGUGUGCUGUCUGAGAAGCAAGAAGCACUAUGUCAGAGUUCGAUGCUGAUGGAGAGCAACAAGGGCAGCGCGACGGAGGGCGUCGCGGUGGCGGCAGCGGCGACGCCGACGCCGACGCCGACAGCGGUAGCGCCAGCAGCGUCGACGGUGGCAGUGGCGGGGGCGGGGGCGGGGACGGCGCCGGCCUGCCUGCUGUCCACCCUGGCCGAGCACGGCUCGCUGUCCGACUCCGGCAUCUCGGACUCGGGCUCCGAGCACGAGCUGUGCGAGCGCGAGCGCCGCCUGGCGACGCUGCGCAGUCUGGCGCGACACCUCAUGGCCGUGCUGCCCGCCGGCAGCCACGCGCUCCUCACCGUCUCCAAGGUAACUCCGCCUUCACCUAUUGUUACUGCACGUGCAUUUUCCCCUCUUUAACGUGAAAUAAGGCGGCGUUUCCUUACUCUGCAGUCCGUAGGUCUGAGCAGUAAAGCAUCGAUUAUCCGAAAGCGUUCCAGUUGGCAAAUUCAAAUUUGUACGCGUGCCGUAUAAAAAUAGGCGGACACCUAUUAGUGGACAUUAGUACAGGGUGUGUCCAUUCUUCGCCUUUGAGGAUUUGGACUCUGCCGGAGAUACUUCUAGUGAGGUGUCUGAAUGUCCGUAGAGGAAUGGCAGCACAUUCUUCCUCAGGAGCCGAAUGCAGAGAAGGUAGUGAUGUCGAACGCUGGCGUCUGGAGCAGAGUCGACGCUCUAAUUUGUCCCAAAGGUGAUCCACUGCGUUCAGAUCGCGACUCGGGGAAAUGUUUUUGUCCACAAAUCAUUUCAUCACAGGUGAUGCUUCAUGACAGGGUGCAUUCUCAUGCAGAUACAAA